This is a messenger RNA of Cylicocyclus nassatus, 504 nucleotides long. NCBI's taxonomy places the organism in Eukaryota, Metazoa, Nematoda, Chromadorea, Rhabditida, Strongylidae. The record is from the annotation of a GenBank genome assembly.
AUGAACACGCUCCGACAGGUGUUAGCUCUUGGACCACCUCUGCUCGUUCAGCUGAGCGAUUCUCCCGGGAAAAUUGAAGUUGACUUCCACAUUGACUACAACAUCACUGUGGGAGAAAAUAUUACGAAGAAAAUCACUUCUUACUCUCAUCAACAUCAAAAAGUUGGGGAAGAACACAAUGAUUGUAUAGUGGACGAUCCACAAGUCAACUUUUGUUACUCGACGACUUGCAACACAGAAUUGCAAAAACCGGUUAUCGAAGCAGCUCUGGCGUCUAGUGAUCCUUCAACUGUUGCAAGAACUAUCCAGAGAUCCAUAAAUCGUGAUUAUUGGGGAAUCGCCGUCUUGAAGCCUGGUGAGCUUGACAAAUUCACUGCCACUGUGAACUUUCUGAAUGGGCUGGUGUCCUUGAUGAAUUGGUGCAACAUCUUCAUUGGCAUUAAUCCCAGCAACCACCAACCUUCAUAUUCCCUUGUGAUUCAACUUGGAAAAAUUAUUUCUUAA